AAAACAUGCAGACGAAAUUGUCGCGACAUAAAUACGUCCAUGUAGUUACAUUAUUGUGUCAAAUGCAGGGAAGAGCUCAUGAAUCGUAUGUGAGAUCAAAUCAUUGUGUCACAUCUCAAUCAAUCUGACAUCGUCCUUACUCGCAUGCCAUUUGACACUGAAUAUUGGCAAUGGCACAUAUCGCAUGGGUCCCGCUUAUCUUUGUAGCAGGAAGCCUAUAUCUGUAUUAUCUUUCAACUAUCUUUCCAGUAUCGAAAAACUAUACGGCUGUUGAGCUGAAAUUUCCCACAACCUUGGCAGAACUCCAAACUUUGGCAAGGAAUCUGCAUGAUUACAAGACAGAACAUAUUGAAUAUGUUAUUUUCUUGUUUUCAAGUGCUUAUAUCUACAAGCAGACAUUUGCUAUACCUGGUUCAGUCUUCAUGAAUCUCUUGGCAGGGGCUCUAUUUGGUGUGUGGUAUGGUUUCCCCCUGGUCUGUCUUCUUACAGGAAUAGGAGCAACAAAUUGUUAUCUCCUCUCCUGGGCAUUUGGAAAACCAUACAUCCAAAAAUACUUUCCAGAUAGAGUAAAAUCAUUACAAGAUAAGGUAGAUAAGAACCUAGACAGUUUGUUUUUCUUUCUCUUGUUUCUGCGCCUGUUUCCUAUGUCCCCAAAUUGGUUUCUGAACAUGGCAUCCCCAGUGUUGAAUAUUCCCAUAGGCCAGUUCUUCUUCUCAGUUUUAAUUGGACUGAUGCCUUACAACAUGAUAUGUGUUCAGACAGGCUGUAUGGUGUCAGAACUUCGCUCUAUGAACCAUGUGUUUACAUACAGCACUCUUCUCAAACUAGCAGGUUUAGCAACAGUAACUCUUCUCCCAGGCUAUCUCAUACAGAGGUUUAAAAACCACAGGCUGAAGCUUGAGUGAAGAGAUCAGUGAACUGUGAAUAUGUAAGUCACUGUUAUAGAGGUAAUGACAUGUAGAAAGGCCAGUGGAAUGUGGUUUAAAUGUAAAUUGCAUUGUUUAAAUUUGUAAAAUCAUGAUGUUGGAACUUCUUAUGUAAUAUAUGUAUAUAAUGAAAUACGUGCACAGAGCAGUCAUCAAAUGAUGGAUGUUAUCUAAAAGGGAGAUACUUAUAUUCUAAUAUGUUACAAAGCAAUAUGUGGGAUAUCUAAUGUAACUGUUAUACUAGUCCCAGGCAAUAUGUAUAUAAUUAUACAGUAUAUGUAAGUUGUUAGCAUUGUAUGUUGUGUGGUCUUCUACAUAUACUUAUUCUAGUGGAAAAAGCAUUGGGUAGGGGUGAUGCACAGAGGUUAAAGCACAUUAGUGGGGUGGUAGUAUUGAAGAACUUUAUUUGUCGUAUUGUUUGUGACAAGAACGCACAUGAUUUUUGUUUCUGCUCUUCACAACCAUUGUCUACCUAGCUCAGCAUGUUUUACUUGAUUGGCCAGAAUGACCAGUUCCAUAUAUGAUUGCUCAGCAGUAAAACAAGGAAUAACAUAUCCAAAUUUUUUGUAUCUGACACCAUAAUAAAUUUUUUUUUCUUUCAAAAUUGGUUUUUUAUUGUACAUGUAUGUGGCAACGGCAUGCAUGACAUUUGUGUAUGGCUGCGUGGUGCUUCACGUGAUGUCUGUCUGACUCUCUACACAUUUACAUGAAAAUAACUUUGAGCUCAGGAAAGUUCAGCAUGUGGAUGAACUUAUGUCAGUUUGUAUCCAUAUAUUGAAACCUCAUUAAUGUUAAGGAGUGAAAUAUUUCUUUGAAUGGCGAUGAGAAUAUUUCACAUACAACAAAGAAAGGUGUUGAUACCUCAUUGGUUGAGGGCUAGUCAUUCUCCAGGAGAGCCAUUUAGAGUUCAAGUCCAGCUCAUGCUGGUUUCCUCUCCGGCCAUACUUGGGAAGGUCUGCCACCAACCUGCGGAUGGUCGUGGGUUUUCCCCGGGCUCUGCCCGGUUUCCUCACACCAUAAUGCUGGUCGCCGUCGUAUAAGUGAAAUAUUCUUGAGUAUGGCGUAAAACACCAAUCAAAUGAAUAAAUAAAUAAAUCAUUGGUUGAAGGCUAGUCAUCCUCCAGGAGAGCCAUUUAGAUGGCUCAGCCAGCAAGGGUGUACAGUGAACACUCAGCCCCAUUGGGUGAGUGCUAGUCAUCCUCCAGGAGAGCCAUUUAGAUGGCUCAGCCAGCAAGGGUGUACAGUGAACACUCAGCCCCAUUGGCUGAGGGCUGGUCAUCUUCCAGGAGAACCAUUUAGAUGGCUCAGCAAGC
Liolophura sinensis is the source of this 2239-nucleotide messenger RNA. RefSeq names its product transmembrane protein 41A-like. The record is from RefSeq and is a predicted model, not a curated record. Bases 171 to 905 code for a protein of 244 amino acids. Lineage: Eukaryota; Metazoa; Mollusca; Polyplacophora; Chitonida; Chitonidae. The transcript has 6 exons.